Molecule: messenger RNA, 3540 nt
Organism: Botrytis porri
Lineage: Eukaryota; Fungi; Ascomycota; Leotiomycetes; Helotiales; Sclerotiniaceae
Exons: 3
Coding region: 1-3540 (1179 amino acids)
Biological process (GO): monoatomic cation transport
Cellular component (GO): membrane
Molecular function (GO): metal ion binding; ATPase-coupled monoatomic cation transmembrane transporter activity; ATP binding
Source: RefSeq, a predicted model, not a curated record
AUGACUUGCUCAAUCAGCGAUGAAUCAGAAAGAGGGGACACUUCCACAAUCCGCCAGAGAACUUGUACCCGCUCUGCAUGCUGUUCCCCCUCUUCACCAGAGAACAGAUGCUGCGAUAACAAUUGCGUUAUCAAAAUCGCACGCCGGGAUUGCAAAAAUGAGCACAAUCAUCAAAACACGCUCCCCUCGAGCUCCCAAUCUUCUCUCCCACUCCCGUCCGACGAAGAACCAUGUCAGAGUCACCUUUCCAAAGCAAAGGCUGCAUAUAGUGAGAUGUUGAAUAAUUUUGGAUGUAUUUGCAAGGUGUUGCUUUCCUUAAAUUUGGAAUCGUGCUGUGCUUUGGAGUCUGGGACUGCUCGGCGCAAGAGUUCGGAGAAGGAGAGAUUGUUGAUGGGAAUGAGAAAAGCUCCUAGUGGGGGUAAUUCUGUCAAGUCGGUUGGAGACACCUCGUGUGCUGAAGGAUUGUACUGCUCUCCCUCGAAGAGCGAGUUGGUGAAUGCGGUGACGAAAAGAAACGCCUGUUGCUCUACACCACCAGAGCAAACUGGAAGCGAUAUUGGAAUGAAUUCUGCUACAAAAGCUUUGCCGAAUGAUGUCAAAACUAGCCCUAAGCAUAGCAAAGAGGGUUUGAACUGCUGCAUUGAUGAGACAAGUUUCGCUGAUCAAGCUCCUGCUUCGGAUUGUGGUAAAGGAUGCUGUUCUGAUCCGAGUGUGGGACCAGCCGUUACAUCCAAAUCUGUAGGCAGUUAUGUCAAAGGCAGCUGUUCUAAAUCAGCUGUAGAUCCCAUUAUUGCCGCUGCACCUUUGGACGACUGUAAAAAGGGCUGCUGCUCAGAGAUAACCUCGACUCCCUCAGACACCAAGCCGUCAUUGGAGAAAUGCUGUUUUACUGAGGUUCAGGCUGGGAAUCACGCCACCCUGGAAGUGGAAGAAGCAGAUGCUUGCAAAGUUGAAUGCCAGGAUCUGUCGGAUCCGACUGGAAAACGCCUAGCCCCUAAAGAAGCUUGCUGUUCCAAAACCAAGUCUGGAGAUAAAAAAUGUUCGCAAGAUGUUGAAAUUUUACCCUGCACCUUCAACACUAGCGCCAAUCAGGUAGACUUGGAAAAGGGCGUCCUUGAAGUCGAACAUCUUAUCAUCAGUGUCCAAGGGAUGACCUGUACUGGUUGCGAAAAAUCACUUUUCAAAGCUCUGACUUCAAUGCCAGCGGUUUCUAAUAUCAAAACCAGCCUUGUUUUGGGUCGAGCAGAAUUUGACAUUGGUGCAAGUGCGGCCGAUAUCAACAUUGCUGAAACUAUCAAGGCUCUUGAAAAAAUGACUGGAUUUACUUGCUCGAAGAUGACAUUAUCUGGACACAAACUUGACCUCAUUGUGGAAGACCCUGCAGUCUUUAUAGGUGACAAAGACCUACCAUAUGGAAUUUCAGGUAUUGCUGUACAAGAUUCUCGCACUAUUCGAGUUACCUAUCAUCCAGAGGUUCUUGGCGCAAGAGAUUUGAUCGGCAAUACAUUCUUUGAAUCAGCCAAGCUAGCCCCCAUGGUAGACCCUCCUCUCAUAACAUCUGGUAGAGCACAUCUUCGCUUGAUGCUUUUCAAGACGCUGGUUUCUAUAACACUGACUAUUCCUGUGCUUAUCAUGGCAUGGGCCGAGCUUCCUCCUCGAGAAAUAGCUUAUGGAGCUGCUUCACUAGUCCUCGCAACAGUUGUGCAGAUUUACAUUGCUGGUCCAUGGUAUUUCAGCGCUUUCAAGGCGCUGUUUUUCUCACACCUAGUUGAAGUAGACUUUCUUGUGGUUCUAUCUACAUCAAUCGCGUACAUAUACUCCAUCAUUGCCUACGCUCUCCUGGCCUGUGAAAAGCCUCUUUCAACUGGGAGCUUCUUCGAAACCAGUACGCUAUUGGUAACAUUGAUCAUGGUGGGACGCCUCGUGACUAGUUUGGCAAGACAGCGAGCUGUGGAGUCGAUUUCUAUUGAAUCACUUCAACCCUCAACUGCAAUUCUCGUAGAUUCAAAAUCAGACUCUCGGAAUGAGAUUGAUGCGCGACUCUUGCAAUACGGAGAUAUAUUUGUCGUGUCGCCUGAUUCGUCAAUCGUCACAGAUGGGACUGUCAUCUCUGGUAUAUCGGAUGUCGAUGAGUCUAUGAUCACGGGCGAGGCUACUUCAGUGGCCAAAAAGCCAGGCUCCCCGGUUGUUGCCGGAUCUAUAAAUCACUCUGGUACCUUAAAAAUUCGCCUAACUCGUCUUAUGGGAAACAAUACAAUCAAAUCGAUUGGUUUAAUGGUAGACGAGGCAAAAUCUUCCAAAGCCAGGUUCCAAGACGUGGCAGAUAGAGUAGCGGCAUAUUUUGUCCCAAUCAUUCUUGUUGUCACUGUCAUUGUAUUUGUUGUGAGGGUGGGAGUCGGUAUAGGAAUUCAAAAUUAUUCAACGACAACUGCAUGCAUCAACGCCAUGACUUACGCCAUUUCUGCACUCAUUAUGUCAUGCCCAUGCGCUAUCGGCCUAGCUGUUCCUAUGGUUCUGGUCAUUGCUGGCGGAGUGGCUGCCAAAAGCGGCGUGGUCUUCAAGUCAGCAGAAACCAUUGAGAAAGCGAGGAAUAUCUCCCAUGUCGUGUUCGACAAGACGGGUACCCUCACGCAGGGGCUACUCACGGUGGAGAGAGAGUUAUAUCCAAUUGGCGAAGGAACCACACUCGGGCCAAUGAUUCUUGGUUUGACAAGUAGUAGCAAGCACCCUGUGUCGUUAGCCAUAGCAACUCAUCUGAAGUCAACUGUCACCAAAGCAGAUGAACUGAACAAAGUCACGUCGAUUGUGGGCUGUGGUAUUGAAGCUACCUGGGGAGAAGAGAAGAUACGUGGAGGAAAUCCAUACUGGCUGGGAGUUGAAAACCUACCAGCGGUCACGAGUAUCUUCUCCCUUGGAGUCUCUAUCUUUUGCAUCACUGUCAACGGAAAUCUUGUUGCAGUGUAUGGUCUUAAAGAUAGUCUUCGACCAGAUACCACGGCUGUUAUUAACGAGUUGAAGCGACGGAACAUCGAGAUUUCUAUUAUUAGUGGUGACAAUGAAGAGUCUGUCAAGUCUGUUUCUCGAACUCUCGACUUGCCUGAAAGUCAUGUGCGCUUUAAAUGUAGUCCAGCCGAUAAGCAGACAUACAUCGAGGAGAUAUCCACUGCAAAAAAUGUUGUCAUGUUUUGCGGUGAUGGAACGAAUGAUGCUGUGGCACUCGCUCAAGCAUCUAUUGGUAUGCAUAUCAAUGGAGGCACAGACAUUGCUCAAAGUGCAGCCGAUGCCGUUCUCAUCCGACCAGCUCUGAGUGGAGUCAUCGUCCUUAUCGACCUUUCGAAGACCUUUUAUCGACGAGUUAUCUUCAACUUUACUUGGUCGUUCAUCUACAAUACCUUUGCGAUUCUGUUAGCCGCAGGAGCAUUUCCGAAUGCAAGAAUUCCACCUCAGUAUGCUGGCUUGGGUGAGAUUGUAAGCGUUUUGCCAGUCAUUGCUAUUGGGGUGCAAUUGAGGUGGGCUAAUUUUACCAGUUUCAAGGUCUGA